Molecule: messenger RNA, 2706 nt
Organism: Nicotiana attenuata
Lineage: Eukaryota; Viridiplantae; Streptophyta; Magnoliopsida; Solanales; Solanaceae
Product: beta-galactosidase 16-like
Exons: 20
Coding region: 187-2334 (715 amino acids)
Biological process (GO): carbohydrate metabolic process
Cellular component (GO): cell wall; vacuole
Molecular function (GO): beta-galactosidase activity
Source: RefSeq, a predicted model, not a curated record
GACGGUAAAUUCUGGCCUUUGAAGAAACAAAUAAAUAAAAGCACCAAAUCAUUUCUACUCCAAAGACAGAAGUAGUUGGGUCAUGAAAAUUUUCCAUGGCAAACACAUGCAUCCCACGGAAAAUAUAUUAGUGGUUUUAAUUUUAUAAAGAGGGGCUUUCGCACGGUCAGAAGAGGGAAGAGAAUAAUGGAAAUGUGGUGGCUAUGGCGGAAUGUGCUGCUAAUUACGGCUGCAGUGUUAGUGGUCAUGGCGGCAGCGGCGGCGUCUGCUGGCGGUGGAAAUGUGACUUACGACGGAAGAUCGUUGAUAAUAGAUGGGCAAAGGAAGAUGUUGUUCUCUGGUUCUAUUCAUUAUCCUCGAAGCACCCCUGAUAUGUGGCCAUCUCUAAUAUCAAAAGCUAAAGAAGGUGGGAUAGAUGUGAUUGAGACCUAUGUUUUUUGGAACCUUCACGAACCCCAACCUGGACAGUACGAUUUUAGCGGAAGGCGUGACAUAGUAGCAUUUAUUAAACAAAUUAAAGCACAAGGUCUCUAUGCCUGCCUUCGCAUUGGACCCUACAUUGAGGGAGAAUGGACUUAUGGAGGUUUUCCCUUUUGGUUACAUGAUAUCCCUGGCAUUGUCUUUCGCUCAAAUAAUGAACCCUUCAAGUUGUACAUGCAAAACUUCACUACAAAAAUAGUGAACCUAAUGAAAUCAGAAGGAUUGUAUGCUUCACAAGGAGGCCCAAUCAUACUCUCCCAGAUUGAGAAUGAGUAUCAAAAUGUAGAAAAAGCAUUCAGAGAAAAUGGGCCACCUUAUGUCCUUUGGGCGGCAGAGAUGGCUGUAGGACUUCAAACUGGGGUGCCAUGGUGCAUGUGCAAGCAAGAUGAUGCUCCUGAUCCUGUUAUUAAUGCAUGCAAUGGGUUGAGAUGUGGAGAAACAUUUGUAGGACCUAAUUCACCAAACAAGCCUUCAAUCUGGACAGAGAACUGGACAAGCUUCUAUCAAGUCUAUGGUCAGAAUGCAACACUCAGAUCAGCAGAAGACAUAGCAUAUCAUGUUGCCCUGUUCAUUGCGAGGAAGAAUGGAACCUUCAUCAACUAUUACAUGUAUCAUGGAGGAACCAAUUUUGGCAGGAGUGCUGCUGAAUAUAUGAUAACAAGUUACUAUGAUCAAGCUCCGUUAGAUGAGUAUGGUUUAAUCAGACAACCAAAAUGGGGACAUCUGAAAGAGUUACAUGCUGCGGUUAAGUUAUGCUCAGAGACCAUACUUUCUGUAUUCCCCUCCAUGCAGUCCUUAGGUGAACAACAAGAGGCUUAUGUAUUCAGUGGAGAUUCUGGAGCUUGUGCAGCAUUUCUAGUGAACAUAGAUAACAGAAAAAGUGUAGUAGUACAAUUUCAAAAUUCGUCAUAUGAGUUACCUCGGCAAUCUAUAAGCAUCUUACCUGACUGCAAGACUGUAUCCUUCAAUACAGCAAAGGUAAGCACACAAUUUAACACAAGAACAGCAAUACCCGCCGUUAAGUUUGAUUCAGCUGAGAAAUGGGAACAAUUUCAAGAGGUUAUUCCACAACUUGAUGCUACUUCAAUGAGAUCAGACAUAUUACUGGAGCACAUGAAUACUACAAAGGAUGUAUCUGAUUAUCUUUGGUACACUUCCAGUAUCCAGCAGGAUUUGCCAGACCAGCAGUCAGUUACACUAAGUGUGAAGUCCUUAGGCCAUGUUUUACAUGCUUUUGUGAAUGGAGCACAUGCAGGUUCUGCACAUGGACAAUUCAGAAAUACAUCAUUUACUUUAGAGAGCACUAUUUCUCUAAAUAAAGGGACAAACAACAUCUCAUUACUAAGUGCAACUGUUGGCUUACCGGAUUCAGGAUCAUUUCUUGAACAUAGGGCUCUUGGUGUACAGUCAGUAAUUAUUCAAGACAACAACGAGGCGAAAAAUAUCACCAAUUACUCAUGGGGUUAUCAGGUUGGAUUAUUGGGGGAGAAGUUACAAAUUUACUCAUCUGAAGGAUCAAAGAGUGCUAAUUGGAGCAGCUUAAGCUCUUCUCAACCGCUCACAUGGUACAAGUCAGCUUUUGAUGCACCCGAGGGUGAUGAUCCUAUUGCAUUAAAUCUUGGCUCCAUGGGAAAAGGUGAAGCUUGGGUUAAUGGCCAAAGCAUCGGCCGAUAUUGGGUCUCCUUUCGAACACUUGCAGGCAUUCCAUCACAAACUUGGUACAAAGUUCCAAGAUCAUUUCUCCAACCAGGAGACAACUUAUUAGUCUUAUUCGAGGAGGAAACCGGCAACCCUCUUGACAUCACUGUAGACACUAUUUCAGUCACAAAGCCGUCAUUGAGAAAGCUUGUCUAGGGAUGAAGACAUUCACCUUCUCUCACUCAAAUAAAACCUUCGGGAGAUCCAUAUAAUCAGGAAUUCAUAAGACUCUGCCAGUUGAUGCUCCGCAAAGAUAGAAGAACAAUGUUGACCUUUCUUUGUUUGGGUGAGGCUCAGACGUGAUUUACAUAUAAAUGUUCAAAAUCAUAGGAAUGUAGAAAUACAGAACGAUAUUAUCACACAGGUCAUUGAUUCAUUCAAAUGAGGCACAUUGCUAUAAUCAGCAAUUUGAAGUUUACCUGUAUAGAUGAAAAGGUCACAAUAGAAAUGUUCAAGUUCCUAAAAUCUGAAUUUGAGAACCAUAUUCACGUCUUUUACAGUGCAAGAAUCAAUCGGGCAUUUCAUUGA